Molecule: messenger RNA, 2552 nt
Organism: Dipodomys ordii (Ord's kangaroo rat)
Lineage: Eukaryota; Metazoa; Chordata; Mammalia; Rodentia; Heteromyidae
Gene: Trmt6
Product: tRNA methyltransferase 6
Exons: 11
Coding region: 116-1603 (495 amino acids)
Biological process (GO): tRNA methylation
Cellular component (GO): tRNA (m1A) methyltransferase complex; nucleus
Source: RefSeq, a predicted model, not a curated record
ACCGAGGCAUCCCAACCCUUCCCGGCUGUGGAAACGGUGGCCGGCGCCCGCCACGGUGAAACAAUAAUAACAAGGUGUGUGAAUCGGGAGGCACACCGUGAAGCACGAAGACCGAAUGAACAUCAUGGAGGGCUCUGGGGAGCCCCCGCAUCCCGGGGACCACUGCAUCCACGAUGGCGACUUCGUGGUGCUGAAACGGGAAGAUGUGUUCAAAGCAGUGCAGGUCCAGCGGAGAAAAAAAGUAACUUUUGAAAAACAGUGGUUCUACCUAGAUAACGUCAUUGGUCAUAGCUAUGGAUCUACUUUUGAAGUGACCAGUGGAGGAAGUCUUCAGCCCAAGAAGAAGAAGGAAGAGCCCACUUCAGAUACUAAAGAAGCUGGCACCGAUAAUCGAAAUAUAAUUGAUGAUGGAAAAUCUCAGAAACUUACCCAAGAUGACAUAAAAGCUUUAAAAGACCAGGGCAUUAAAGGAGAGGAAAUAGUUCAGCAGCUAAUUGAAAAUAGUACAACAUUCCGAGACAAGACAGAAUUUGCUCAAGAUAAAUAUAUAAAAAAGAAGAAAAAGAAAUACGAAGCCAUCAUUACUAUCUUGAAGCCAUCUACCCGUAUUCUUUCAAUUAUGUAUUAUGCAAGAGAGCCUGGAAAAAUUAACCACAUGAGAUAUGAUACACUAGCCCAGAUGUUGACAUUGGGAAAUAUCCGUGCUGGCAAUAAAAUGAUUGUCAUGGAAACGUGUUCUGGCUUAGUGCUGGGUGCAAUGAUGGAACGAAUGGGAGGUUUUGGCUCCAUUAUUCAGUUGUACCCUGGAGAUGGACCUGUUCGUGUAGCAACAACAUGUUUUGGAUUUCCCAAAUCUUUCUUCAGUGGUCUUUAUGAAUUCCCUCUCAACAAAGUGGAGAGUCUUCUAAAUGGAACGUUUUCUGCUGAGAUGUUAUCUUCUGAGCCAAAAGACAGUGCUUCACUUGAAGAAAGCAAUGGGGCAGUUGAGGAGAAGCAGGCUUCUGAACAGGAUAACGAUGACAGCAUGGCAGAGGCUCCAGAGAGCAAUAACCCAGAAGAGCCAGAAGUAAUGGAAAUAGUUUCCCAAGAUCCACAACACAAGGAGCCAAAAGAGAAAGGAAGCAAAAAAGACUAUAUGCAGGAAAAGCAAAGAAAACAAGAAGAGCAGAGAAAAAGACAUUUAGAAGCAGCUGCUAUGCUGAGGGAAAGAAAUGCAGAUGGCUUAAUUGUGGCCAGUCGUUUCCAUCCCACUCCUCUGCUGCUGUCUCUGCUGGACUUUGUGGCCCCUUCAAGGCCAUUCGUGGUCUAUUGCCAGUAUAAAGAGCCUUUGUUGGAAUGCUACACAAAACUCCGGGAAAGAGGAGGGGUCAUCAACCUCCGGCUGUCUGAGACUUGGCUCAGGAAUUAUCAGGUACUGCCAGAUCGAAGUCAUCCCAAAUUGCUGAUGAGUGGAGGUGGUGGUUACCUUCUGUCAGGCUUCACCGUUGUCUUGGAUAACCUUAGAGCAGACACCAACCUCAAGUCCAGUAUGAGUGCUUUAGAAUCUCCCAAGACUGAGGAGCCAGCACCCAAAAAACAGAAAUGCACUGAGUCUGGCUCUUAACUCAUCAAGGAUGGUUUUGAUUUUUGUCUUCAGGCAUUCUGAAGUUGAUAAACUUUAAAUGCCAUUGCUAAUUGUUUCUUCAUGCCCUAAGAAUACGAAUGUCUGUGUCCAUCUCUUCCUGGGAAGGAGAGAAGCCUUUUGUCACAUUUCUGACACAGAUGGGUUCAGACUGUCAAAACUGCAACUCAAGUAUGCAUUCAUGGAUUGAUUCAAUACUUGUGUUUAUUUAAUAAAAAUCCUCAGACUACUUUCAAAUGCUCUGCAAAUAUCUUGAGAAUUUCAGCAUCCUUGAAAAGAUGUACAAGACUUUGUUUCUUUUUUAAGCUAAUUGGAAUAUCUCAGUAGAGCUAAAACAUGGUGAGUACUGAAAGGAAGAAAUUGUGGAUAAAAUGUCCUGUUCAUCCUCUUCUCUUCCAGCCUAAGCAAUAUGGAUGUGUGAGUAUAUGAGGUUGCCAGUACCAAAAAAAUGUCUGCCAUGCACCCUCAGUGAAAUAAGUUUUUUUUUUUUAAUGUUAGGUUUUAUUACUUUAAUAGCUGACAACCUGGGGAGGUCCAAGAACUUAUUUUAUUGCUUUAAGGGAGUGGGUGCAGAAAGGUUUCAUAGGUACUAUAUUUGCAUUAAUUUGCCAAUUCUCUUAUCCUUUUUUCCAAAUAAAGUGACUAGUACACGUGUGUGUACUGAUGUUGGUAUACACACGCAUGUAUUUUGUAUGUAUGCACAAAGACAGAAUGUACUGCCUAUUGAACUACAGUGAAGUUUUGUGCAAGACUUAGGACAGGUCUCAUUGUAUUGGUAUCACUCCCUGUCAAGUGUUUGUUAAAGUGCCUUUUUCUGGUGAUUAAUACUGGUCUAAAGAGCUCUGCCAUGAUUCAGUAAUUAGCCUUAUGAUAAGCUCUGACAAACCAUGAUCAAAUGAUUUGGCCAUCUGUUAUAGCAAAUAAAAAAUAU